Messenger RNA from Racocetra persica, 995 nucleotides. The record is from the annotation of a GenBank genome assembly. NCBI's taxonomy places the organism in Eukaryota, Fungi, Glomeromycota, Glomeromycetes, Diversisporales, Gigasporaceae.
GAUCUAAGAAUAAUUUAGACAAAGGGAAUAAAUCUGUUUUGUCACUUUCAGAUACUGAAAUUGUGCCUAAUUAUAUCUCUGAGCAAUGGUAUUUGUUUAAAGAAAAAUUAUUAGAAUUGGCAAAUAGAGAAGGCCUUUUUGUGGAAAGCCAUACACAGCAGAUAUUGUCACUAUCGCAUAUCCUUUUGCUUAAGUCUAGACAAUAUUGCCUGCUAAUGGUAGAAGUUUUUGGAGAUGAGUUACUAGUAACAAUGCACGAACAUAUCAUACAGAAAUUUACCAAACAAGAAACAGAGUUUGAUAAUAAAUUAUUGAUAAAGCUUGUUCGUAUUGUUAAAGAAUACUACAGGUCAAAUAAAGAGGCUGUGAAGUCAAAAGCUAGAAAACUAGUCAGCAAAGCAAAACAACCAGAUGCUAUUAUCAACGAAAUCAAUCAGCUAUCUUGGAGCUUAAGCAAAAAACAUGGUGAAGCGAAAGUUCAAGAAGAGAUGAAUAGCCUUUACUUUCUUUGCACCAAUCUCAUCUGGAUAGCUAUAUUUAACAAAAAUGCGAUCAAUUUUUAUAAUAUGAAUUGCAUACUCAGAUUUCAAAUUGUCGCAUCAUAUCACAUUUUAUCUCACCACUCUUUUGUGUGUGAUGCCUUAUAUGUUAUGGUGGAAGUUGGUCACGUUGAUGUGUCUAUGUUACUUGAACAAGUUUCUGCUUUUCUCACCAGCCUUGAUAUGCUUCUCAUCAUUUUAAAUACAUAUUGGUCCAACUAUAUUAUGUCUACAGAGAAAAAGGAACCAAGCAAGCAUAGUACUCUUGCAACACCAAGUUUUAAAAAAAUAGUUUCAAAGAGUCUUAAGGAUAAUUUUGAUAAAAUGAUUAUGAAAGCUUUUGAGGAGAAUGAGGCUAGGAUAGAAAAAGAAAAACAGAACAAAAAGUCAUCAAAUGUAGUAACUUUAGCUAGAGAUGGGUUCGGUCGAUCAUGGUUAGUCAUUACUGGUUAUUGA